Meriones unguiculatus (Mongolian gerbil) is the source of this 7157-nucleotide messenger RNA. RefSeq names its product dysferlin (gene Dysf). Gene Ontology annotation, molecular function: calcium-dependent phospholipid binding; calcium ion binding. Lineage: Eukaryota; Metazoa; Chordata; Mammalia; Rodentia; Muridae. The record is from RefSeq and is a predicted model, not a curated record. Gene Ontology annotation, cellular component: T-tubule; membrane; cytoplasmic vesicle. Gene Ontology annotation, biological process: negative regulation of phagocytosis; macrophage activation involved in immune response; monocyte activation involved in immune response. Bases 522 to 6956 code for a protein of 2144 amino acids. The transcript has 57 exons.
UGCAAUUCUGAGCUCUGGGCGAACGCGCCGGAGGCGCGCCUGCUCCAGCUCUCUUCCUCCCUGGGGCUGCCCGACUGGCUUCUGAGCAGCGGUCACUCCCCGGGGCCACUGCAAGCGACCAGCUUAGCCAAGCACAGCACAGCUCCUGGCUGGAGGUGGAAGGUCAGGGGAGGAGCCGCCCGGUGCUGCGUCCCGGAGCCGCGGCGUGCUCGGGCCCUCGCGGCCACCGCCCAGCCCGCAGCUUCAGGGUCUGGUGCAAAGUGCCGUGUCAUUGGAAAGGCUGCUGGCGGGGCGUUGGAUUACAGGUCCGUGGAGCUGGAGCGGGACUGCGGGGGUGGGACGUGGACAGAAGCCCCUGUGCUCCUCGCUCUCCGGCGGGGGUGAGGCAGUCGGAGGCGGGGUUCUAGUCUGCGGCCACCUGAACUAGCUGUCCUCCUCAGAACAGCACCUGCCGGCCGGCAGCCGUUCAUCCAGGCCCACCUCGCUCUGAGGGACCUCGACCCUGCCUCUCCUGCUUCGCCAUGCUGCGAGUCUUCAUCCUCUUCGCGGAGAACGUCCACACCCCGGACUCCGACAUCAGCGAUGCCUACUGCUCCGCGGUGUUUGCAGGGGUGAAGAAAAGAACCAAAGUCAUCAAGAACAGUGUGAACCCCGUCUGGAAUGAGGGUUUUGAGUGGGACCUCAAAGGCAUCCCUCUAGACCAGGGCUCAGAACUUCACGUGGUGGUUAAGGACCAUGAGACCAUGGGGAGAAACAGGUUCCUGGGGGAAGCCAAGAUCCCCCUGCAGCAGGUCCUUGCGACCCCCAGCCUGUCUGCCAGCUUCAACGCACCUCUGCUGGACGCCAAGCAGCAACCCACAGGGGCCUCUCUGGUACUGCAGGUGUCCUACACGCCACCCCCGGGAGCUGUGCCCUUGUUCCCACCGCCCACUUCUCUGGCGCCCUCCCCCACGCUGCCCGACAUGGACCUGGUAGCUGAUACAGGCGGGGAGGAAGACACUGAGGACCAGGGCCUGACUGGAGAUGAAGCCGAGCCGCUCCUGGAUCAGAUCAGUGCUGUGGGCCCAGGGGGACCAACCACUCCCAAGAAGCCGCCGUCCCACCCUCCUCCCCACCACCCAGGGGGUAAAAGGAAAAGAAGCUCAGCCCCGCCUAGAAAGCUGCUGUCAGACAAGCCACAGGACUUCCAGAUUAGAGUCCAGGUGAUAGAGGGACGACAGCUGCCGGGGGUGAACAUCAAGCCUGUGGUCAAGGUCACGGCUGCAGGGCAGACCAAGCGGACUCGAAUCCAGAAGGGAAAUAGCCCACUCUUCAAUGAGACUCUUUUCUUCAAUGUAUUUGACUCUCCCUCGGAGCUGUUUGAUGAGCCCAUCUUUAUCACGGUGGUGGACUCACGCUCCCUCAGGACCGAUGCCCUCCUCGGCGAGUUCCGGAUGGAUGUGGGCACCGUGUACAGAGAGCCCCGACACGCUUAUCUCCGGAAGUGGCUGCUGCUCUCAGACCCUGAUGACUUCUCUGCAGGGGCCAGGGGCUACCUCAAAGCCAGCCUGUGUGUGCUAGGGCCUGGGGACGAGGCUCCCCUGGACAAGAAAGACCCUUCUGAAGACAAGGAGGACAUCGAGGGUAACCUGCUUAGGCCCACCGGCGUGGCCCUUCGUGGAGCCCACUUCUGCCUGAAGCUCUUCCGGGCUGAGGACCUACCACAGAUGGACGACGCUGUGAUGGACAACGUCAAGCAGAUCUUUGGCUUCGACAGCAACAAGAAGAACUUGGUGGACCCCUUUGUGGAAGUCAGCUUCGCUGGGAAAAUGCUCUGCAGCAAGAUCCUGGAAAAGACGGCAAACCCUCAGUGGAACCAGAGUAUCACACUGCCUGCAAUGUUUCCCUCUAUGUGUGAAAAAAUGAGGAUUCGUGUCAUGGACUGGGACCGCCUCACUCACAAUGACACUGUGGCCACCACUUACUUGGGCAUGUCGAAAAUCUCUGCCACUGGAGGAGAAAUAGAAGAGGAGCCCGCAGGUGUGCUCAAGCGCCCGCAAGCCUCUGACCUGGAUGACAACCUGGGCUUCCUCCCCACUUUUGGGCCCUGCUAUGUGAACCUCUACGGCAGUCCCCGGGAGUUUACAGGCUUCCCCGAUCCUUAUGCAGAGCUCAACACAGGAAAGGGAGAGGGUGUGGCUUAUCGGGGCAGGCUUCUGUUGUCCCUGGAGACCAGACUGGUGGAGCACAGUGAGCAGAAGGUGGAAGACCUUCCUGCUGAUGAUAUCCUGCGGGUGGAGAAGUACCUUCGGAGGCGCAAAUACUCCCUCUUUGCUGCCUUCUACUCAGCCACAAUGCUGCAGGAUGUGGACGAUGCUAUUCAGUUCGAAGUGAGCAUCGGGAACUACGGGAACAAAUUUGACACCACCUGCCUGCCGCUGGCCUCCACCACCCAGUACAGCCGGGCAGUCUUUGAUGGGUGCCACUACUAUUACUUGCCUUGGGGCAAUGUGAAGCCCGUGGUGGUACUGUCCUCAUACUGGGAAGACAUCAGCCAUCGGAUCGAGACUCAAAACCAGCUCCUCAGGAUCGCUGACCGGCUGGAAGCUAGCCUGGAGCAGGUCCACCUGGCUCUGAAGGCACAGUGCUCCUCCGAGGACAUGGACGCCCUGGUGGCUCAGCUGACAGAGGAGCUCCUUGCGGACUGCAGCCAGCCCCUGUGUGACAUCCAUGAAAUACCUUCUGCCACCCACCUUGAUCAGUACCUGUUCCGGCUGCGCACCCGUCACCUGAGCCAGAUCAAAGAAGCUGCUCUGGCCUUGAAGCUUGGUCACAGUGACCUCCCCACCACCUUGGAGCAGGCUGAGGACUGGCUUCUGCAUCUCCGUGCCCUGGCUGAGGAGCCCCAGAACAGCCUGCCAGAUAUCAUCAUCUGGCUGCUGCAAGGUGACAAGCGUGUGGCCUACCAGCGGGUGCCGGCUCAUGAAGUUCUCUUCUCCCGGCGGGGCCCCAGCUACUGUGGCAGGAACUGUGGGAAGCUGCAGACCAUCUUUCUGAAAUAUCCUAUGGAAAGUGUGCCUGGGGCCCGGAUGCCGGUGCAGAUCCGGGUCAAGCUCUGGUUCGGGCUCUCUGUGGAUGAGAAAGAAUUCAAUCAGUUUGCCGAGGGGAAGCUCUCUGUCUUUGCCGAAACGUAUGAGAACCAGACAAAGCUGGCGCUGGUUGGGAACUGGGGCACCACAGGCCUCACCUACCCCAAGUUUUCUGACGUCACAGGCAAGAUCAAACUGCCAAAGGAUAGCUUCCGCCCCUCAGCCGGCUGGGCCUGGGCAGGAGACUGGUUCGUGUGUCCAGAGAAGACCCUGCUCCACGGUGCUGAUGCUGGUCAUCUGAGCUUUGUGGAGGAGGUGUUUGAGAACCAGACCCGGCUCCCCGGAGGCCAGUGGAUUUACAUGAGUGACAACUACACGGACGUGAAUGGGGAGAAGGUGCUUCCGAAGGAUGAAAUUGAAUGCCCGCUGGGCUGGAAGUGGGAAGAUGAGGAGUGGUCCACAGACCUCAAUCGGGCUGUUGACGAGCAAGGCUGGGAGUACGGUAUCACCAUACCCCCGGACCGAAAGCCAAGGCACUGGGUCCCAGCUGAGAAGAUGUAUUACACUCACAGGCGUCGACGCUGGGUCCGACUGCGCAGGAGGGACCUCAGCCAGUUGGAGGCACUGAAGAGGCACCGGCAGGCGGAGGCUGAGGGCGAGGGCUGGGAGUAUGCCUCUCUCUUUGGCUGGAAGUUCCACCUGGAGUACCGCAAGACGGACGCUUUCCGCCGCCGCCGCUGGCGCCGCAGAAUGGAGCCACUGGAGAAGACGGGGCCUGCAGCUGUGUUUGCCCUCGAGGGGGCCCUGGGUGGCAUGGUGGACGACAAGAGUGAAGAUUCCAUGUCUGUUUCUACCCUGAGCUUUGGUGUUAACAGACCCACAAUCUCCUGCAUCUUUGACUUCAGCCAGGUCCUCUUCAGGGAGCUCCGGCCCUUAGCAACCCUAUUCACCACGUUGUCAUCUCUCUUCCUCCUGAGUGAAGACGGGAACCGAUACCAUCUACGUUGCUACCUGUACCAGGCCCGAGACCUGCCAGCCAUGGACAAGGACUCCUUCUCUGAUCCCUACGCCAUCGUCUCCUUCCUGCAUCAAAGCCAGAAGACAGUGGUAGAGAAGAAUACCCUGAACCCCACCUGGGAUCAAACCCUCAUAUUCUAUGAGAUCGAGAUCUUUGGUGAGCUAGCCAGCAUCGCCGAGCAGCCACCCAGCAUUGUGGUGGAGCUGUAUGACCACGACACCUACGGUGCUGAUGAGUUCAUGGGGCGCUGCAUCUGUCAGCCAAGCCUGGAACGGAUGCCCCGCCUGGCCUGGUUCCCCUUGACCAGGGGCAGUCAGCCUGCUGGUGAGCUUCUGGCAGCGUUUGAGCUGAUCCAGAGAGAGAAGCCAGCCAUCCAUCAUAUUCCUGGCUUUGAGGUGCAAGAGACUUCAAGGACGCUGGAUGAGCUGUGUACCCCUGCCUUCUACCUGCAAGGCCUCCUCCAGACGACGGAGGACACAGACUUGCCUUACCCGCCACCCCAGAGAGAGGCCAACAUCUACAUGGUUCCCCAGAACAUCAAGCCCGCUCUCCAGCGGACAGCCAUUGAGAUCCUGGCUUGGGGCCUUCGGAACAUGAAGAGCUAUCAGAUGGCCAGCAUCUCUUCCCCUAGUCUCGUGGUUGAGUGUGGUGGCCAGACAGUGCAGUCCUGUGUCAUCAGAAACCUUCGGAAGAACCCCAACUUUGAUGUCUGCACCCUGUUCAUGGAAGUGAUGCUCCCCCGAGAGGACCUCUACUGUCCUCCUAUUGUGGUCAAGGUCAUUGACAAUCGCCAGUUUGGCCGCCGCCCAGUUGUGGGCCAGUGCACUAUUCGCUCCCUGGAGAACUUCCUGUGUGACCCGUACUCAGCAGAGAGCCCGUCUCCACAAGGUGGCCCAGACGAUGUUAGCUUGCUGAGCCCUGGAGAAGACGUGCUCAUUGACAUCGACGACAAGGAGCCUCUCAUCCCUGUCCAGCUUGCAGAUGUGCUGUCAAGCUUGGCCCCCACUAACCUGGUGCCUUCUCCAUCCAGUCCUCAUGAGGAGGAGUUCAUUGACUGGUGGAGCAAAUUCUUUGCCUCUAUUGGGGAGAGGGAAAAGUGUGGUUCCUACCUGGAGAAGGAUUUUGACACCCUGAAGGUCUAUGAUACACAGUUGGAGAAUGUGGAGGCUUUUGGGGGCCUGUCUGACUUUUGCAACACCUUCAAGCUCUACCGGGGCAAGACUCAGGAGGAGACAGAAGACCCGUCUGUCAUUGGAGAAUUUAAGGGUCUCUUCAAAAUUUAUCCCCUCCCGGAAGACCCAGCCAUCCCCAUGCCCCCGAGACAGUUCCACCAGCUGGCCGCCCAGGGACCUCAGGAAUGCCUGGUCCGCAUUUACAUCGUCCGAGCAUUUGGCUUACAGCCCAAGGACCCCAAUGGCAAGUGCGACCCUUACAUCAAGAUCUCCAUAGGGAAGAAAUCAGUGAGUGACCAGGAGAACUACAUCCCUUGUACCCUGGAGCCCGUGUUUGGAAAGAUGUUUGAGCUCACCUGCACCCUGCCUCUGGAGAAGGACCUGAAGAUCACACUCUAUGACUAUGACCUCCUCUCCAAAGAUGAGAAGAUUGGGGAGACAGUCAUCGACCUGGAGAACAGGCUGCUGUCCAAGUUUGGGGCUCGCUGUGGGCUCCCACAGACCUACUGUGUCUCUGGACCAAAUCAGUGGAGAGACCAGCUCCGCCCCUCCCAGCUCCUCCACCUCUUCUGCCAGCAGCACAGACUCAAGGCCCCCGUGUACCGGACAGACCGAGUGAUGUUUCAGGAUAAGGAAUACACCAUUGAGGAGAUAGAGGCUGGCAGACUCCCAAACCCACACCUGGGCCCGGUGGAGGAACGCCUAGCCCUGCAUGUCCUUCAGCAACAAGGCCUGGUCCCUGAGCAUGUGGAGUCACGGCCCCUUUACAGCCCUCUGCAGCCAGAUAUUGAGCAGGGGAAGCUUCAGAUGUGGAUUGACCUAUUUCCAAAGGUUCUGGGCCGGCCUGGACCUCCUUUUAACAUCACCCCACGAAGAGCUAAAAGGUUUUUUCUGCGUUGUAUUAUUUGGAACACAAAAGAUGUGAUCUUGGACGACCUCAGCCUCACAGGGGAGAAGAUGAGCGACAUCUAUGUGAAAGGCUGGAUGGUGGGAUUCGAAGAACACAAGCAGAAGACGGAUGUGCACUACCGCUCCCUGGGCGGCGAGGGGAACUUCAACUGGAGGUUCGUGUUUCCCUUUGACUAUCUGCCCGCCGAGCAGGUCUGUGCUGUUGCCAAGAAGGAUGCCUUCUGGAGACUAGACAAGACAGAGAGCAAGAUUCCAGCACGUGUGGUCUUCCAGAUUUGGGACAAUGACAAGUUUUCCUUUGACGACUUUCUGGGCUCCCUGCAGCUGGAUCUCAACCGCAUGCCCAAGCCCGCCAAGACGGCCGAGAAGUGCUCCUUGGACCAGCUGGAUGACACCUUCCACCCAGAAUGGUUUGUGUCCCUUUUCGAGCAGAAGACGGUGAAAGGGUGGUGGCCUUGCGUGACCGAGGAGGGCGAGAAGAAGGUCCUGGCGGGAAAGCUGGAAAUGACCUUGGAGAUUGUUGCAGAGAGCGAACAUGAGGAACGGCCCGCUGGCCAGGGUCGGGAUGAACCCAACAUGAAUCCGAAGCUAGAGGACCCAAGGCGCCCUGACACCUCUUUCCUGUGGUUCACCUCCCCGUACAAGACCAUGAAGUUCAUCUUGUGGCGACGCUUCCGGUGUGCCAUCAUCCUCUUCAUCAUCCUCUUCAUACUCCUGCUCUUCCUGGGCAUCUUUGUCUACGCCUUCCCGAACUAUGCUGCCAUGAAGCUGGUGAAGCCCUUUAGCUGAAGACAUGUGCUCUGGAGAAAGGGGCCCAGGCUGCGUCCUGGCCCAGAACUGGCUGCUCCCCCAUUCCUUUGGGGUCUGGGGGUCUUGCACAUGUUUACUGAGUUCUUGGGAUCACCCUAUUUUUAUCAUCUCUCUCCCCCAACCCAGCACCCCUUUGGAUGAAGUCUUGGUUAUCUCAGCAUAAAGCAGACAGAAAUCCCA